This is a messenger RNA of Histoplasma mississippiense, 192 nucleotides long. RefSeq lists its product with no specific name. The transcript has 2 exons. The record is from RefSeq and is a predicted model, not a curated record. NCBI's taxonomy places the organism in Eukaryota, Fungi, Ascomycota, Eurotiomycetes, Onygenales, Ajellomycetaceae. The coding region runs from base 1 to 192 and encodes 63 amino acids.
AUGAUGCCUAUCACAAAACAGUACUCAGACAAUGAACAGUCAGAUGCAGACAACCUGCUUACAGAACUGAACCAAGCCAAGCUCAAACUCCAAGGCUUUAAAGCUGAUCAAGACACAAAAGUACAAUGCCUUGCAGCUGAUGCGGAGUACCACUGCGCUAUGAUGCAGAAGUACAAACUGAAAUAUGAGUAG